AUGGCGCAGUUUCCGCUCGUUUCGCUGUGUGCUUUCGCGGUGUACGGCUACGCGACGUACGCGUACGCGUUCGAAUGGUCGCACGCGCGCACGCCCGGAGGUUUGGCGAACGUCGACGCGCAGCGAUGGAUCGGUGAUCUCUCGUUCGCGCUCCCGGCGUGCGCGACGACGGCGUACUUGAUGUUUUGCCUCGUCGGGCCGCGCGUGAUGGCGAAGCGAGAGGCGUUCGAUCCGAAAGGGCUCAUGCUGGCGUACAACGCGUAUCAGACGGCGUUCAACGUGUGCGUGCUCGGGAUGUUUAUUCGGGAGAUCGUGACGCUGAAACAACCGACGUGGGGGUCGAAGAUGCCGUGGAGCGAUAAACGGUCGUUUAACAUCUUGCUCGGGGUGUGGUUUCAUUACAACAACAAGUAUUUGGAAUUGCUGGACACGGCGUUUAUGAUUGCCCGCAAGAAGACGAAUCAACUGAGCUUUUUGCACGUGUAUCAUCACGCACUGUUGAUUUGGGCAUGGUGGUUCGUGUGUCAUCUGAUGGCGACGAACGAUUGCGUCGACGCGUACUUUGGUGCGGCGUGUAACUCGUUCAUUCACAUCGUGAUGUACUCGUACUAUUUAAUGGCGGCGCUCGGCGUGCGAUGCCCCUGGAAGCGUUACAUCACGCAGGCGCAAAUGUUACAAUUUGUCAUCGUUUUCGUCCACGCCGUGUUCGUCUUACGAGAAAAGCACUGCCCAGUCUCAUUACCAUGGGCGCAAAUGUUCGUCAUGGCGAACAUGCUCGUGUUAUUCGGUAACUUCUACCUCAAGGCGUACGCCGCCAAACCGUCGGGCAAAUCCUCGACGCGCGUCUCCGCCGCCAAACCGGCAACCAGGCGCACUCGAAGCCGUAAGAUCGAUUGA
Ostreococcus lucimarinus CCE9901 is the source of this 897-nucleotide messenger RNA. RefSeq lists its product with no specific name. Gene Ontology annotation, molecular function: fatty acid elongase activity. Lineage: Eukaryota; Viridiplantae; Chlorophyta; Mamiellophyceae; Mamiellales; Bathycoccaceae. Gene Ontology annotation, cellular component: endoplasmic reticulum membrane. The record is from RefSeq and is a predicted model, not a curated record. Gene Ontology annotation, biological process: fatty acid elongation, polyunsaturated fatty acid; fatty acid elongation, monounsaturated fatty acid; fatty acid elongation, saturated fatty acid. Bases 1 to 897 code for a protein of 298 amino acids. The transcript has a single exon.